Molecule: messenger RNA, 1149 nt
Organism: Funneliformis geosporum
Lineage: Eukaryota; Fungi; Glomeromycota; Glomeromycetes; Glomerales; Glomeraceae
Source: the annotation of a GenBank genome assembly
AUGCCGGUGUGUACAUCCUGUCAUCAAACUAAGCAAGACGAGGCUUUUUUCCACAAAAACAAAAAGUGGAAGACAUGCCAAAGUUGUAUCGAACAAAGGGCCCUCAAAAAACAAAAAACGAAAAGAAAAUGCGAGGACGAGGCUGUUGAGGAAGAGCCCUUACGAGUUUCUCUUAGAACUGUAGGUCUCAUGGAUUUGGCAGCCCUCGUCUCUGCCGAAAUGCGAGCGUUAAUUAAUAACCCGCCUCCUACUGCUCCUGACGGAACUCAAAUUUGUUCUUUAGACCUUCGAGUGGCCCUUAACCUCGCUAAUACUAUUUCUGGUAACGAACAUCCUAAAGACAUUGCCCGUUGGAUUGUGGAAGAAAUAGAAAGAGCCGAUGAAUAUAAUUGGACUCAAUCCGUGGUUGCUAUGAAAGAAUACAAAGAAGGUUCAAAUAGGAAACGAAUGGAACGAUUUCCUUGUCAAGGGAAGAUGCAGAUGAAAAUCGAUAUGCCUGCUGCCGAAGCAAUGUUAGAGAUUCAUCACGGUCUCCUUCAUAAUAGGCCAGUUUCUAAUUCUGACAUUAGUGACGAAUGCAGGAAGGAAAUUGAGGAAAACACUCAUUUGAAUCCUAUUCAAUUACGCCAAUUACUGAGAAGUAAAGGGAUCAUGAAGAAUUAUACUCCUCGGCAAAUUCACUCAUAUUGGGAAAGAUUUGCAAUCAACAAACACCCGGAACUUGUUCGUCAGUUUUCUGUUAUUCCCGUUAACACUCCCAAUAUUCCAGGAAUUACAACUAAUACACCCACACAAGACCGUAAUCCACCCUAUACCAUUUUACCAACAUUAUCUUAUGGAGCCACCGGUUUGCCAGCCUCGAUUGUAAAUAAUCCUUUACCAAAUUCUCUGCAGAAGGGUGUAGUUGAUCAAAUGCCAAAAUUAGGAAACCAUUCGUUUAAUCACGAUGAAUUUGUAGAAUAUGUUACCAAAAUGGAGCAAUUUGCCAAGAGGGUAAGAAAUCAAUUAGAUCGACGGAAUUAUCUCUGGUUAGAUACUGUAAAAAUAUUGACCGCUGGUGUAAUUGAAAUGGAGAAUGACAUAGAGGAAUUGGAGAGACAACGAGCUAGCGAACGAGCUACCAAACCAUGGACAAUUCAUUAUAAAUAA